Molecule: messenger RNA, 2265 nt
Organism: Ananas comosus (pineapple)
Lineage: Eukaryota; Viridiplantae; Streptophyta; Magnoliopsida; Poales; Bromeliaceae
Product: bromodomain-containing protein DDB_G0270170-like
Exons: 9
Coding region: 38-2029 (663 amino acids)
Molecular function (GO): protein binding
Source: RefSeq, a predicted model, not a curated record
GGGGGGAGGAGGGGUUGGGGGGUGGCGCGCGUGCGAAAUGGGCGACAACAGCAAGCCAGUGGAGACGAAGCGGAAAAAGAAGAAAGGGCGCCCCUCCCUCCUCGACCUCCAGAAGCGGAACCUCCGCCUCCAAAAGCUCCAAUCCCAAAACCCUAGCCCCGACCCCAAACCCGCCGCCGCCGCCGCCGCCAAUCCCCACCUCCGCUUCUCCGCCCCCUCCCGCCGCCCCACCCGCCGGAACCCUAACCCAGACCCCGCCGCCGAGGAGGAGGAGGAGGAGGACGAGGACGAGGACGAGGAGGAGGGGGAGGAUGGGGGUAGGAGAGAGAAGAAGCUCCGGUUCGUGCUCCGCCUCCCCCACCGGGGCCCCGAUUCCCCCUCCAACUCCGCCGAAUCCAGCGGCGGCGGGGCGAGGAAGCGCAGGAUCGGCGACAUCGGCGCCGAUCGGGACCAGAGAGGAGGACCAAAUUCUGCGUCGAAAGCGACGGAUGGGGUUCAAGGGCAAUGUGAUCCCGGGCCCACGACAUCUUUGCCGGACAAAAAGUUGUUGGUCUUCAUCCUGGAUAGGCUGCAGAAGAAAGACACCUAUGGCGUCUUCUCGGAGCCCGUUGAUCCUGAAGAGCUUCCGGACUACCAUGAUAUCAUCAAGCAUCCUAUGGAUUUUGCGACUAUACGGAAGAAGCUUGCGGACGGAGUUUACGCGAAUUUGGAGCAAUUUGAGAAUGAUGUUUUCUUAAUAAGCUCAAACGCGAUGCGCUACAAUUCUUCAGAUACAAUCUACUACCGCCAGGCACGAGCUAUCGAAGAGCUUGCAAAGAAGGACUUUGAGAAUUUAAGGCAAGAAAGUGAUGACAGUGAACCAGAACAGAAGCCGCGCAGAGGUAGGCCCCCAAUUAAGAACAUCAUCAGAAAGAAAGUCGGCAGGCCUCCUUCUGUUCGUCCGAGUUCUGAUCCUCCCUCUGAUGCAACACUUGCUAAUGCUGGUAACAAUGGACUUCGGUCUCACCUGGGAGAUGAUUUGUCGCGGAAAGGUCCCGACGCACCAAGAGCUGCUUAUGGUCUUCGCAACAUCGAAACUCGUAGUUGGCUUGGCGAGCAAAAAUCAGAUAGAAAUGAACAUUGUUCAGGUUCUACUAUGAAGGGAUUUGUAACUAAAUAUGGGAAGAAGCCAUUUUUGAUUGAUGAACUCCGUCGGAACACAUAUAUGCAACCCCAACAUUCCACUUCUAUACAUGUGCCACCCAUAAUAAAUACCUUUGAAGUGGAUAGGAAGCAGCUGGUACCAGUCGGGCUUCAAAUUCAGCACACUUAUGCCCACAGCUUGGUCCGAUUCGCUGCGAAGCUCGGGCCAAUCGGUUGGCAGAUCGCCGCCAAACGGAUCGAGCAAGUCCUUCCUCCCGGGACAAAGUUCGGCCCCGGGUGGGUGGGAGCGAACGAAGCACCGCAACAUUCACAUCUGCCUCUAGUUACUGCAUCUCCUCUGCAUUCUUCAAUUCCGCAAAAUAUCUCGCCUACUCCGUGCACCUCCACAGUUUCACCUGCAGAAUCCCCCUCCAAUAGCUCCGCAGUACAAGACCGUGUUUGUGAGACGAAUCUCCCUACGCCAUCUUUGGCAUCUAAUACCAAAGAUGACGAUAAAGCAGCGCAACCUACCAUAAAUGGUUUUAAUACCCCACUAGGGUUUACUAUGGCUUCUCAGAUUGGGAAAGUGGUUGAAUCCUCCAUGCCGCGGGGAAGUAUGGGGUUGGAACCGAGGAUGAUUCACGGCAACACAAUCUUGAGAAGCAACAGUACUCACAAUUAUCGUAUACCCGUAACCCAACACGAAGUGGAGAAAGCUAAAUUGGCCGGUUAUUCCGAUUAUUCAGGCGCUGAUCAGCAAGGAGUGUGGCGCGGCUUUCCGCAGCACUCUCAGAGAGGUUCUGAUGGACCCCCUGAUCUCAACGUUGGGUUCCAGUCGCCAGGAUCGCCGACUUCGAAGAGCGUGCUGGUGGAUCAGAAGCAACCUGACCUAGCAUUGCAAUUAUGAGGUGCAAUAUUAUUUGAUUUGUCGCCGAUUCGUUAGAGACUUAGGCUGAGGGCUUCAUGGUGUCGACGAAGCCUGAACGACGCAGAUGAGGGAUAUAUAGGGAUGCAGAGUUUUAACAAUUAGUUACAAAAUUAGCGCCGUGUUGUAAAAUGAAAGCAGCUGUUUUUUGUACAGAUUAAUUUAUAUUGAAAGCAAUUCACUAAAUGAAGCAGAAAUUAGCCGCCGUGAUUUCAAAA